Molecule: messenger RNA, 1188 nt
Organism: Copidosoma floridanum
Lineage: Eukaryota; Metazoa; Arthropoda; Insecta; Hymenoptera; Encyrtidae
Source: RefSeq, a predicted model, not a curated record
AUGGUGGUCGUGCCCGUGCCAAAGAAGACGCCUGCCAUCGUCCCCGCCGAUUGUCGUCCGAUUAGUUUGUUGUGCGCGGCGGCGAAACUUUUUGAAUACGUUGCACUGCGCCAGAUAAUGGAGUACAUAGAGCAUCACCAGAUCUUGGAUAAAUUUCAGUCGGGCUACAGAGGCAAUGAAGAGAGAGGACAUGUAACGCUGCUGAUAGUGAUAGAUCUGUCGCAUGCGUUUGCCCUGGUCAACACCCAGCUUCUGGUCAGCAAGCUAGUCAGUCUGGGCUUCUCUGACUCGGCGGCAUCCUGGAUUGCGUCUUAUCUGUCGGGUCGCACUCAGGUGAAUGACAUGUCGGGUGCCUUCCAUGGCUGCGACUACCACUCGUACGCGGAUGACACCUGUUUUCAGCUGCACGGCGAGGUAAGGCUCAAUGGACUCCAGAUCAAGGAGUUUAAAAUCCGAGCAAUGUGGUUGGGCACCCGAGGCCUAGAGCGACGAUUGAACGGAAUGGGACCUCUUCCCAUAAUCGAGAUCAACGGCACUGUCAUAGCGCCAACUGCAUCCCUCAGACUGCUUGGAGUGGAAUUUGACGGUACACUGACCUGGCGGCCACACUGCAUGGAAGUCUCCAGGAAAUGCUACUCCGGCUUGGCGCGACUCCGGCGUCUCGGCGAGGGUAUGCCGCGAGAUACUCGCCGCAUGCUGGUGCGCUCCCUUGUCUUUGCGCACAUCGAUUACUGUGCUGCGGUGCUCUACGAGCUCUCCGGUGAGAUGAUGGCAAGGAUGGGAAGGUGUGUCAACGCGGCGCUGAGAUUUGUGGACGGAUUACAAAAGUCCGACCAUAUCACACCGUCUUACCGGAGGUACAGCGUGCUUACCUACCUCAGCAGACAGCUCUACAUCAUGCUGAGCCUUGUCGCAAAUAUUUUAAGGACGGGUACACCUGAGAACCUAGCUGAGCGAGUCAGAUUCAGGGACGAGGAUCCACGGGCAAUCGGCACAAGGAGGGUCGGUACUUAUGAGCUGGAGGUGCCACGAGCCCGCCUCGACGUGUUUGGCUCGUCGUACAUGGUGGGUGCAGCGGUGGAGUGGAACAGACUGCUUGCAUCGACGAGAGCUGCCUACGCCACUACUAGUUUCAGAAGCAAACUUUUAAAAGUACUAAAAGUGAGAGACAUUAGACUGGAAAAUUAA